CUCCCUCCCAUUCUACAGCUGCAACAGAUAUAAGGGAUCAGGCUCAGGAGCUCUCUUUUAACUUGAACGUUUUAGGGGAGGCACUGUUUUGGCUGUGACCCUAAAGAGCAUGGCAGGUACCUGGAGAAUUUGUGUUUGCUUCUACUGCUGCCUUCACUGGCUUUCUUUUAGCAUCCAGGGCUCCCCUCACUCCCGGGCACGCGGAGCCUCUGAGGACACCAGCAGCGAGCUCAGCCCAUUGCUGUGGCUGCCCAGAGGUGCGAGACGGGGCUAUGCCCUCCUGCCUCCCCUCCUCAAGGUGCUGUCGGAGCGGGACCACCAGGGCUGGGAAAGCGAGGUCCCCAGGCUGCAGCCGGACUCCAGAGCCCUUCGCUACAUGAAGAGGCUGUAUAAGAUGUCUGCUACCAAGGAGGGAAUCCCAAAGGCUAACAAAAGCCACCUCUAUAACACUGUCCGGCUUUUCACUCCAUGUUCUGAAUGCAAGCAGCACCCCAGGGACCUGACGAAGGGAGACAUUCACCUGGUGGAUUUACUCUUCAACCUGGAUCGCGUCACUGGUCUCGAACACUUGCUCAAGUCUGUCCUGCUCUACUCCUUCGACACCUCAGUUCCUAUCUCCUCUUCAGUUACGUGCAUGUGCCAUUUAUUUGUCAAGGAGCAUGAUUUUGCUGGCCAAGUCUGUCCCAGCGUCUCACAUGCAGUAGCUUUUAGCCUGCACUUUGAAGUCAGAAAGCGCAAGUGGGUUGAGAUUGAUGUGACUCCUUUUCUGCAGCCCCUAAUCGCUACUAACAGGAGGAAUAUUCACAUGGCUGUGAACUUCACUUGUCUGAUGGGUGAUCCACAACAGAGCACUAACCUGGAAAACCCUGUGAACAUGGCACUGGUUCCCCCUUCUCUUCUUCUUUACCUGAAUGAUACCAGUGAGCAAGCUUACCACAGGUGGAACUCACUGAGGCACACAAGGAAAAUCCCAGUGCGGCCCAGGCGAAGGAACGGUCUGCUUGUCGAUCCUUCGGGUGACAGAGGAAAAGAGACCCCACAGGGCAAAAGGGCCUCUCGCCGGCGGAGAGAUGGGAAUGGGAAAGACGCACCAGCAACUUCGCCCUCUGAUCUGAGCGAGUACUUCAAACGGUUCCUGUUCCCUCAGAACGAGUGCGAGCUUCACAACUUCCGCCUGAGCUUUAGCCAGCUCAAAUGGGACAAAUGGAUCAUAGCACCGCACAGGUACAGCCCCCAGUACUGCAAAGGUGACUGCCCAAGGGUGGUCGGGCACCGCUACGGCUCUCCUGUGCACACCAUGGUACAGAACAUCAUCUAUGAGAAACUGGACCCGUCCGUCCCGAAGCCCUCCUGCGUUCCUGCCGAGUACAGCCCGCUGAGCGUCCUAACCAUAGAGCCCGACGGCUCCAUCGUCUACAAAGAGUAUGAAGACAUGAUAGCUACCAAGUGCACUUGUCGGUAGUGGGUGAACCCCGGUUGGUUUUACUCGGGUUUUGGGUGUUUUGGCAUUCUCAAAGUAGUUGCAGCUGUAAUGAAGCGAAUAGCGUUUGUGUAGUUCUCGUAGCUCUACAGAAUCCCUUAGGAUUUAGUAUGGAGUCAGUAGAAGGUGUUUACACCAGAGCACUUAUUUUUGUAGCCACUCGGCCUUUCUGGAAUGUGCAAUGAAAUGUAAAUAAUACCUUUUUAUUGGAAUAAUUUUGCAUUUAAAAUGGGGAAGAGACUUCAACUACCAGAUGUCUAUUUUAAGCUGUUUUCUUAUAGAUUCAAAAAGAGAAAUAAACGCCGAUCUUGCAUACCACUUA
Molecule: messenger RNA, 1802 nt
Organism: Pezoporus occidentalis (night parrot)
Lineage: Eukaryota; Metazoa; Chordata; Aves; Psittaciformes; Psittacidae
Gene: GDF9
Product: growth differentiation factor 9
Exons: 2
Coding region: 110-1462 (450 amino acids)
Cellular component (GO): extracellular region
Molecular function (GO): growth factor activity; cytokine activity
Source: RefSeq, a predicted model, not a curated record